Drosophila ananassae is the source of this 1111-nucleotide messenger RNA. RefSeq lists its product as uncharacterized. Lineage: Eukaryota; Metazoa; Arthropoda; Insecta; Diptera; Drosophilidae. The coding region runs from base 9 to 1025 and encodes 338 amino acids. The transcript has 2 exons. Gene Ontology annotation, biological process: hemolysis in another organism. The record is from RefSeq and is a predicted model, not a curated record.
CAAAAAAUAUGAGUUGGGCCAGUCCAGUGCCAGUCCAAUUCUACACCCAGGAGGACGCAAUCGCUGAAAUGACUUCGGAGGCGGAAGGGAAAACUUCAAACUCAAACUUCAAACUUUUUAAAGAAAGCAUUCUCGUGCUUCUAAAUAUUAUUGGGGAGUGCAGUGGGAACUCCUUUUUGAAACUGAAGCUGGUCGAACUGCAAGAUGCCAUUGCGACCAUAGACAGCGCCAUGCUCCUCUAUCCGGGGAGUGCCAAGGAGAAGCUGGACGAUCUGCGUUCCCGAUCCACGAAGGUCCAUCGCUCGUACAGCAACUGCGUCAAUCCGGUCCUCCUGACCAGUGCAUCGGUCGGCAAGACCCUCACCAGCUUCCUUAAUGUCGUUGACAGCCAGGAUCUGGUGGCGAGCGACGAGGAGAUCCUGUGGAGCAUGAUGGCCCAGUCGCUCAACAAUAGCAAGCCCAAUGUAUCGAAGUCGCUGGACAACCUGAGCAUCCUGAAAACGGAAGUGGCAAGUCUGAAGGUCUUGUUCACUCAGCUGAGGAGAAACAUUGAAGAUGACUACACUGAGUACGGGACGUGCACCAGGGCCAUAAAGGACCUGCAGUCCAGGGACAAAAGGGCGCAUCGACACUUCAGACACAUACAAGAAAUGAAGGACUUUCUGAAGGGCCUUUAUAAAGCCGCCCUACCCAGCAAAAAAACUGACCAGACCAUCGAUCAAGGGGUCGAUUUUUUGGUCGAGAAUGAACCAAUUGAGUCCUCCGAGGGUUUAAUUAAAAUAUUCAAAUCCUUCCUCAAGCGCCUCCAGGAUAAAAUAGAUGAAGCCAACGGAAUCGUGGAUGAGGUGCUUCGGAAUUUGGAAAGUUUCCAGCAGAACUUCAAAGAGGUCGCGAAGGUGAAGUCUGAUGAUACAUUUGUGACAUUUUUGGAGAGGAAUCCUGGAGAGCGGGACCAGCUGAUUCGGCGCAUGAAGGACUUGGACAGAGCCUGUCGUGUAUACCAGAAGCUGAUCACGGGCACCUGACGAGGGACGGCCUGGGAGCUCUAUGAUUCCUUGUUACACAUAUCCUAUCUCUGAAUAAACUACCAGUCCUGGUUCCUUAAAGUUAA